Messenger RNA from Neomonachus schauinslandi (Hawaiian monk seal), 5679 nucleotides. It is a transcript of the gene ARID4A, whose product is annotated as AT-rich interaction domain 4A. The coding region runs from base 170 to 3943 and encodes 1257 amino acids. Lineage: Eukaryota; Metazoa; Chordata; Mammalia; Carnivora; Phocidae. Gene Ontology annotation, molecular function: transcription cis-regulatory region binding. Gene Ontology annotation, cellular component: nucleus. Gene Ontology annotation, biological process: regulation of transcription by RNA polymerase II. The transcript is spliced from 24 exons. The record is from RefSeq and is a predicted model, not a curated record.
GGAACCGGGCGCAGGAACUGCCGCCGCGGCCGGGAGUGGUGCUGCCCGGACGGGGGCCCACGGGGGUCAGUGGGGCGGAGGACUCGGAGGCUGACAGCGCGCACUUCACCCGCAGUUGCGACGGAGAAGAUAGCUCGUUGAGCUGGAACCCCACAGAUCACCAAUAAAAAUGAAGGCGGCGGAUGAGCCUGCCUAUCUGACAGUGGGAACUGAUGUCAGUGCCAAGUACCGAGGUGCCUUCUGUGAGGCAAAAAUUAAGACUGUGAAAAGGCUGGUAAAAGUAAAGGUACUCCUGAAACAGGAUAAUACUACACAGUUGGUGCAAGAUGACCAAGUAAAGGGUCCUUUAAGAGUUGGAGCUAUUGUUGAAACAAGGACAUCUGAUGGAUCCUUUCAGGAGGCUAUUAUCAGCAAGUUGACAGAUGCUAGUUGGUAUACUGUGGUGUUUGAUGAUGGUGAUGAGAGAACACUGAGACGCACUUCACUUUGCCUAAAAGGAGAGAGACAUUUUGCUGAGAGCGAGACACUUGACCAGCUUCCCUUAACAAAUCCAGAGCAUUUUGGAACUCCAGUAAUUGCAAAGAAGACAAACAGAGGAAGGAGGUCCUCUCUUCCUGUUAAUGAAGACGAAAAGGAAGAAGAAAGUAGUGAGGAGGAAGAUGAAGACAAGCGACGUCUCAAUGAUGAAUUAUUAGGAAAAGUUGUAAGUGUGGCAUCUACAUCUGAGAAGACUGAUUGGUAUCCUGCCUUGGUAAUAUCUCCCAGCUGUAAUGAUGACAUCACGGUGAAAAAAGACCAGUGUUUAGUUCGAUCAUUUCUCGAUUCUAAAUUUUAUUCUAUAGCAAGAAAGGAUAUCAAGGAAGUAGAUAUUCUCAAUCUACCUGAAUCAGAGCUCUCUGCUAAACCAGGGCUACAGAAAGCAAGCAUCUUCUUAAAAACUAGAAUUGUUCCUGAUAAUUGGAAAAUGGAUAUAAGUGAAAUCCUUGAAUCAUCCAGUAGUGAUGAUGAAGAUGGUCCAGCUGAAGAAAAUGAUGAAGAGAAGGAAAAGGAGGCCAAAAAGGAAGAAGAAGAGGUGCCUGAGGAGGAACUUGAUCCUGAAGAGAGGGACAACUUCCUCCAACAGCUUUAUAAGUUUAUGGAAGACAGAGGUACUCCAAUCAACAAACCACCUGUUUUGGGCUAUAAAGAUCUCAAUCUCUUCAAACUCUUUAGACUGGUUUAUCAUCAAGGCGGAUGUGACAAUAUUGAUAGUGGUGCUGUAUGGAAGCAAAUUUAUAUGGACCUUGGCAUUCCUAUUUUGAAUUCAGCUGCUUCCUACAAUGUAAAAACUGCUUAUAGAAAGUAUCUCUAUGGUUUUGAGGAAUACUGCCGCUCUGCAAAUAUUCAGUUCAGAACUGUUCACCACCAUGAACCAAAAGUAAAAGAGGAAAAAAGAGACUUAGAAGAAUCAAUGGAAGAGGCUCUAAAAGUAGAUCAAGAAAUGCCUUUAGUAGAAGUGAAGAGUGAACCUGAGGAAAAUAUUGAUUCAAACAGUGAAAGUGAAAGAGAAGAAAUAGAAUUAAAAUCUCCAAGAGGACGAAGGAGAAUAGCUCGAGAUGCACAUUCUAUUAAAAAGGAAAUUGAAGAAGAGAAAACAGAAGACAAAUUAAAAGAUGAUACAGAAAAUAAGGAUGUAGUUGAUGAUUAUGAAACCGCAGAGAAAAAAGAAAAUGAGCUACUACUGGGGAGAAAAAACACACCAAAGCAAAAGGAGAAGAAAAUUAAAAAGCAGGAGGAUUCUGAUAAAGACUCAGAUGAAGAGGAAGAGAAAAGCCAAGAGAGGGAAGAAACUGAAAGCAAAUGUGACUCUGAAGGGGAGGAAGAUGAGGAAGACAUGGAACCCUGCCUAACAGGAACCAAAGUGAAAGUAAAAUAUGGUCGAGGGAAAACGCAGAAAAUCUAUGAAGCUAGUAUUAAGAGCACUGAAAUUGAUGAUGGAGAAGUUUUAUACUUGGUACAUUACUAUGGAUGGAAUGUCAGGUAUGAUGAAUGGGUGAAGGCUGACAGGAUAAUCUGGCCUUUGGACAAAGGUGGACCAAAGAAAAAACAAAAGAAAAAAGCAAAAAAUAAAGACGACAGUGAAAAGGAUGAAAAGAAGGAUGAGGAGAGGCAGAAGUCAAAACGAGGACGACCUCCUUUAAAAUCUACACUUUCAUCAAACAUGCCGUAUGGUUUGUCUAAGACUCCAAACAGUGAAGGAAAAUCAGACUCUUGCUCAUCUGAUAGUGAAACAGAAGACCUUUUAGAAAAGAAUUUGAUGAAUGAAGAACUUUCUCCUGAUAUUAAAGAACUAGAAAAAAAUGAAAAUUUAAGUGAUGAUAAACUAGAUGAAGAAAACCCAAAGAUUGCUGCACAUAUAUUAAAAGAAAACGAAAGGACGCAAAUGCAGCCUUUAGAAACACUGAAGUUAGAAGUUGGAGAGAACGAACAAAUAGUACAGAUUUUUGGAAAUAAAGUAGAACACGUAGAAGAAGUUAAGAAAGAGGCCGAAAAAUCUCCUAAGGGAAAGGGAAGACGAAGCAAGACAAAAGAUCUUUCUUUAGAAAUUAUAAAGAUUUCAUCAUUUAGCCAGGAUGAAGCAGGAAGUGAACCUCAUAUAGAAGCUCAGAGUCUAGAAUUUUCUUCAUUAGACAGUAAAACCUUUUCUUCUACUACCGAAGAUGAAACUGACCAAUGUGCAAAAGAAAAAAAGUUGAAACGGAAAAUACUGGGACAGUCAUCACCAGAGAAAAAAAUAAGAAUUGAGAAUGGAAUGGAAAUGACAAACAGCAUAUCUCAAGAAAAGACCAGUGACUGUGCUGCAUCUGAGGGAACGAAAAACUUAAAUUCUGAACAACAUUUUGAAAUAGAAAAUGAAGGAAUGCCGUCAUUAAUUGCCGAGUCAAACCAACGCAUUCAAGAACUGACUAGUGAAAAAUCUGACAGUCCAGCUGAAGAAACUGUAAAUACUCCCCUGAAAGAAGACGAGGAUGCAAUGCCUCUGAUUGGGCCUGAGACUUUGGUUUGCCAUGAAGUCGAUUUGGAUGAUUUGGAUGAGAAGGAUAAGACCAGUAUUGAAGAUGUAGUAGUUGAAAGCUCUGAGUCUAACUCUCUUGUUUCUAUUCCACCUGCCCUACCUCCUGUAGUACAACAUAACUUUUCAGUAGCUUCACCACUUACUCUCAGUCAAGAUGAGUCUCGAAGUAUAAAAAGUGAGAGUGACAUAACCAUUGAAGUUGAUAGCAUUGCUGAAGAAUCUCAAGAAGGUCUCUGUGAGAGGGAAUCAGCAAAUGGGUUUGAAGCCAGUGUUGCCUCUGGUACCUGUAGUAUAAUUGUUCAAGAAAGAGAAAACAGAGAGAAGGGUCAGAAAAGGCCAAGUGAUGGAAAUAGUGGAUUAUUGGCAAAAAAGCAAAAGCGUACCCCAAAGCGAACAAGUGCUGUAGCCAAAAGUGAAAAGAAUGGAACAGGACAAAGCAGUGAUAGUGAAGAUCUUCCUGUCCUGGACAAUUCAAGUAAAUGUACACCAGUAAAGCAUCUUAGUGUGUCUAAGCCACAGAAGCUUGCACGAUCUCCUGCAAGAAUUUCUCCUCACAUCAAAGAUGGAGAAAAAGAUAAACACAGGGAAAAACAUCCGAAUUCAUCCCCUAGAACAUAUAAAUGGAGCUUUCAACUCAAUGAAUUAGAGAAUAUGAACAGUACAGAGCGAAUCUCUUUUCUCCAAGAAAAAUUACAAGAAAUCAGAAAAUAUUACAUGUCUUUGAAGUCUGAAGUUGCAACCAUAGACAGGAGGAGAAAAAGAUUAAAAAAGAAAGACAGAGAAGUGUCUCAUGCAGGAGCCUCCAUGUCAUCUGCUUCGUCAGACACUGGAAUGAGUCCCUCAUCCUCAUCUCCCCCACAAAAUGUACUUGCUGUAGAAUGCAGGUGAUAAACGUUUUCUUUGCCUUCCCAGCAGUUUGCUGCCAUGGACAUAAAUCCCCAAAUCCUGAAAUACAACCACAGAAAGCACUCAACUGGUUUGACAUUGCUAAGUAUAUCCUGUAUACCUUUCCAGGCUGGAUUGUAUCUAUUCCCUCUCUUUUCUUUUUUUCUGUUGCAAAAAUAAGCUGAUUAAUAACUGAAGGUUAGGCAGCCUGCCAUAUUUGUCAUAAUUUUUCCUCUUUAAUUUUUCAUUUUUUGUGAAGAUAGAAAAAGGGCACUUAGCAAAUUCAAUUUGUAUAAUAAAGCUUUCAAAUGUUGUAGAAAUCAUAGACAAGCAAGUGCACGAUAAACAUCAAAAUAUUAUCCAGCUGAAUAGUGACUGCUGCACUUUCACUAAGAUGUAUUUGAACACUUGGUGAGUAGGGGGUUUAUGUUGUGUUUUUUUUUUAUUGUUGUUGUUUUUUUAUUUUUGUGGAAGCACUUGCUAUUUAGAACUGCCAAAGUAUAUGUUCAGCAGUGUGCCCAGGUUUAAAGGUGUAAAUGGGACAAAAUAAAUUGUGAAAGGAAGUGUAGUUGACUGAAAACUACAGUUGUAAUAAGUCUUCCACUUUUUAUAGGAUUUUUGAGCACACAAUUAUGCAAAUAUUUUAAUGUUUAUUAAUGUUUACAGUGGAAUUGUGAAUAAGUUUUCAGUGGACUAUCUUAUCCCUUGACAAAAAUAUUUUGUCUUUUUUCUAUGUAAUUUCAGAGUUUUUAUUUUGUUACAAAAAGACAAAAAUGAAAUAUAUAACAACAAUGAAGUUAUUUAACAAGAUUUCUAAAGCUGAAAAUUUUGUGUAAAAUAAGGUAUUAUCUUGCAACUUGUUAAAUAUAUUUAUUCAGACAUUGGAUGUUGUAUUUUUAUGUAUUUUUUAAAAUAUUAAUAAAAUUGAAAAAAAGAAAAUUCUAGGUUAAUUCACUCUUUGGAUGACAAUAGCUCUCAGCUGUCCCUUUUACAGGAGGUUGCAUCCAGUAACUUUGCCUGUAUUGAAGGGAGUCUGUCUCAGUCCUUCAAACAGUAUAGAACUAUAAAUGGGCAUCUGGAUCAUUAAAGUACGUCCUCGUUUAGAAACUUUGGCAGUCCUAGUAUUUAAACUGUUUUGAGGAUCAAAUUUUUGGUUGCCCUUAAGAUACUUUGUCAUAGUUUUUAUGUUUGCUAUACUGCCGAAUAAAUUUCUAUCUCCCAAAGUUGAGAUGCAACAACUAAGUAAAGCAACUAUGUAUGCUUUGUCUGUGAAUUGUUCCACAGACUGAUACAUUUUGUAAAUAAUUCCAAAAUCAUGUAUUUAAAGCAUUUUUGCCAUAUACAUUAUGUAAAAAGGUGAUUUUUUAAAAUCAGUUUUUAAAUUCAUGUUUGUACAUUGAAAGGGGUUUUUUUUAAACCUCCUUUUCUGUGUUUAAUAUGCUGUAGAGUAAUAACCUAGAUGCUCUAGACUGUGUAUCAGGAUCUGAUUGACAAGAACAAAGUCAGAGCCAAACACUAGUGAUGGCAAACAUUACCGAAAUUAUUGUUUCUUAAUUUCAUUUUACCACAUUGUGAACUUGUGAUUCAGAUUCCUUCCAUUUUCGCAGAGAAUUAAAAAGAAAAAAGUACUCUUGUAAAAUGCACUUUUCUGUCUUUUCUUUGCAAAGCAGAAGUAUUUCAAUGUAAAAUAAAAAUGGAGCUCAGUGGGCAGUAUUAAUAAAGGCCAUGUUUUAAACAUA